UAUACUACAAUCAUAAAGUAGGACUCAGAAAUAUCACGCCAUAUAUUAAGGUUGCUCCUCUGCUUGGAUGGCGGCUUCAAAUGGAUCAAGUAUCCUCCUCUGCUUCGACUGGACGGACACCUGCUGCGGCCGGCAGGGAGCAGGUGCCGGUGCUUGCGGAGGCAUGUGGCAGGCGCGUACCGCCGGUGGAGUCGGCAACGGCACCUGCUGUUUGGGUGGCCGCGGUGGCGCGCGGUUGUGCCGGUCCGAAGUACAACUUCUGAGCAGCGGUGAGCGGCGAUUUGAUCGGAGCUGGCGGCGCCGGAGGCUUUGGUGCCGGCGAACCGCGGAGAGGCGCGCACGGCUGUGGCGGUCCGAAGUACAACUUCUGAGCAGCGGUGAGCGGCGAUCUGAUCGGAGCUGAUGGCGUCGGCGUCGGUGUCGAUGUCGCCGGCCGCGGCGGCGUCCAUGCUCCUGUGCGCGUCGGUGGCGCUCAUACUCUGCGGAUCCGUCACCUUCGCCAUCGGCUUCUUCCUCAUGCCAUGGGUCGCCGGCCUCGCGCUCCUCUUCGGCUUCGCCGGCGCCGUCCACACCCUCUCCUCGGGGCUCUUCCUCUGCACCAACACCAAGCAGCCCCCGGCCGCUGCCGCCGCGGCGGUCCCUUGCAAGCACCCGCGGGGACGGAUCAUCGGGCCCCCGACCACAACCCCAGUGAUGCGCUCCGAAGCUGGGUUUUCCGGCGGCGACAUCGGCUUCCUAGGGAACGCGCGAACAGAAUCACCGCGUGGGUGAUUUGGCGAAGGAAUCCGCCGCGCGGAAAACUGCACGCGCGGAGGAAGGUUUUGGCAAGUGAAGGAUUUUGGCAAGUGCGAAUAGCAAAUUGUUGGAGAACGUUUUUUGCAACUUUUGCCAAAUUUUGUAGUAUACCAAGUGGAAUAGCAAACUCUUGGAGAUGCUCUAACAGAGUUACAGAGUUUGACACGGGCGUGCUUCGUGCUGACGGCAGAGUACGGAAAACUGAAAAGUGAAGACUGAAAAAUCAUCUUCUGCAGAAGCAGAAGGAAACAUCCUGCGUGAGUUUAUCUCAAUCUGUAUGCAAUUAAAAUGAAUCAAUGAUUUACAAAUCCGUUACAAUC
Molecule: messenger RNA, 1115 nt
Organism: Sorghum bicolor (sorghum)
Lineage: Eukaryota; Viridiplantae; Streptophyta; Magnoliopsida; Poales; Poaceae
Exons: 1
Coding region: 403-771 (122 amino acids)
Source: RefSeq, a predicted model, not a curated record